GAAGGUCUAUCGGAAAGUCAAGCAUCGGCAAGGCUGGUGCAAUUUGGUAAGAACUCGUUGGAGCAAUCCAAGUCGAAGUCUACUUGGCAGCUUAUACUGGAACAAUUCGAAGAUCGACUUGUACAAAUUCUUCUGGUCGUCGCGCUCCUUUCGGGUGUCUUUUCCUACUUUGAAGUCCGUCAGAGUGCCACUGCAGCUGCCGAACUCGCCACGGAUGAGGCCUUGUGGAAGAGCUUUGUUGAACCCCUUGUAAUUUUGGCGAUUUUGGUAGUAAACGCUGCUGUUGGUGUUUGGCAAUCCCAAAGUGCCAGUGACAGUCUCGAUGCUUUACAGCGUAUGCAGUCGGCGACGGCCACAGUGCUACGAGAUGGCGUUUGGAAAUCUUCCCUCGAAGCUUCCGAUCUCGUUCCCGGAGAUAUCAUUGAGUUACGAGUAGGGGAUAAAAUCCCGGCUGAUUCGCGACUUCUUUCGUUGCAAUCAUCAUCGCUUCAAAUCGAUGAAGGCUCGCUUACGGGAGAAUCUGUGACUGUUGGAAAAUUGCCUGGGGAUGAAGGGCGUGCCGAUUCACCCAACAGGCCAGUUCAGGACCAAAAGGGCAUGCUGUAUUCUGGUACCAUGGUUACAUCCGGUUCUGGGAAGGCAGUUGUCGUUCAGACGGGCAUGACGACGCAGUUUGGAAAAAUCCAGCAAGGAGUUACAGCCGCCAAAGCCGAACAGCCGAAGACGCCGUUGGCCAUAAAACUGGACGAAUUCGGAGAGACUCUGACAAUCAUUAUUGGAGUGAUAUGUCUGGCGGUAUGGAUUGUAUCAAUUCCGAAAAUGAACGACCCCAGCUUUGGUUCCGUCUGGGUCGGUGCUGUCUACUACGCAAAGGUGGCCGUCGCUUUGGGCGUGGCUGCCAUUCCGGAGGGUUUACCAGCCGUAAUCACCUUGUGUUUAAGUUUAGGAACUCGGCGUAUGGCUGAGCGCAACGUGAUCGUCCGUAAAUUGCAGUCGGUGGAGACACUGGGUUGCACAUCGGUAAUUUGUACCGACAAAACGGGCACCCUGACAACCAACGAGAUGACGGUCGUCAGCCUGGUUUUGUUGGAACACGAUGAGGUAGGUGAGGUCAGUAUUCGCGAACGUAUUGUGGAAGGGUUUUCAUACUCGCCGGUAGGUGAAGUCGAGGGCAUACAAUAUAACAAAGAGGUCAAGGAGGAUCCCUUGGGUUCGGUAGCGGAUGUUGCAGCGGUGUGUGCGCUCUGCAAUGAUGCCAAGAUCUUGGGCAUUGACUCUGAGAAAGCCUUUCAACGUGUCGGCGAGCCAACUGAAGCGGCUCUUUGUAUUCUUGCCGAAAAGCUCGGAGGAAUGUCUCACUACCUGGAAAAGGGCCGCUUAGAUAAAAAAGGAUUGCAUUUCGAUGUCCCGCCUAGUGUAUUGGCCAGUGCCAACGUUGAGUCAUGGCGCGAGGCUCAUCCGCGCCUAGCUACUUUGGAGUUUAGUCGAGACCGGAAAUCUAUGUCUGUUUUGUCCUAUCGCUCUGGCGUCAAAUCAAGGAAGGCCGGCAAUCGUCUUCUAAUCAAGGGUGCUCCCAAUUUACUCAUUGAACGCUGCACGAAUGUAAAGUUCCGUGACGGAACCAUUGCUCCCAUGACGGGCGCUCUCCGACGAUCCAUCGAAGAUCAGGUAUCAAAAAUGGCUGCUCGACCUCUUCGUUGUCUCGCUUUGGCAAUUAAGGAUCAAGACGAACUGGACGACAGCUUGAAAUCUUUUGAGCCAGACAAUGACCGUGCCGUUUCCCGGCAUCCUCUCUUGUCGGAUCCAACCAAUUACAGAAGUGUCGAAUCCGGGUUAACGUUAGUUGGUAUCGUUGGCAUAAAGGACCCCGCGCGUCCAGAAGUUGCGGAAAGUAUGAAGCAAUGCACACGCGCGGGGAUCCGUGUAAUGAUGAUUACGGGCGAUGCAAAAGAUACCGCUAUUGCGAUUGCCAGGGAUGUGAACAUCUUCUCCCCAGUAGACGAUGGACGACCACUCAAAGCGUAUGAAGGCCGCGAGUUCUUCCUCAAGGCGGAACGUGAGCAACUGGAGAUUCUUAGAGAAGGUAACAUUGUUUUCUGCCGAGCCGAGCCAGCAGACAAGCAGAAGUUGGUGAAAAUGCUACAAAAUUUAGACGAGAUUCCUGCAAUGACUGGGGAUGGAGUGAAUGACGCUCCUGCCUUACAGCAAGCUGCUAUUGGAAUUGCAAUGGGAAUCACCGGGACGGAAGUUUCGAAAAAUGCUGCUGACAUGAUACUUGCCGAUGACAAUUUUUCAACGAUUGUCAGUGCUGUCGAAGAAGGGCGACGUAUAUACUCCAACAUGCAAGCGUUCAUUUGUUUCUUGAUUAGUUGUAAUAUUGGGGAGAUUUGCGCAAUUUUUUUUGCUACUCUUGCUGGCUUCCCAGAACCUUUGACUGCGAUGCAUUUAUUGUGGGUCAACCUCGUAACGGAUGGACCACCUGCAACUGCACUCGGCUUCAAUCCACCGGCACCUGAUCUCAUGGAGCAGCCGCCGCGGCCCAGCGACGAGCCAAUUAUGACUCGAUGGUUAUUGACGCGCUAUUGUAUUACAGGGUUAUACGUUGGACUCGCAACGAUUGGAAUUUUUGCCCAACACUAUCUGUCGCAGGGCAUAACGUUGGCUCAAUUGGCAACAUGGAGUCAAUGUGGCGAGUUUUGGACACCGCCUACAGAAUCAGCUUCUUGCACAGAUCUAUUCCAGGGCUCAGCUCGUAUGCUACCUCAAACUCUAGCGUUGACUACUUUAGUUUGUAUGGAAAUGUUAAAGGCCUUAUCGGCAGUUUCCAUGGAUGAUUCGAUUUUCCGAGUCGGACCUCAAGAAAACAAGUGGUUAAUACUCGGAGUGUCCGGCCCUUUUUUGCUACAUCUUAUGGUUCUUUACAGCUCAGACCUCGGUAUUCCAGCUCUCGGAGAAAGCUUCGGCAUGGUACCUCUUUCGAUCGAUGACUGGGCCCUGGUUAUCUCCUGGGCUGCACCCAUUCUCUUAGUCGAUGAAAUCUUGAAAGCUAUAGGACGAUGGGUUAAUCGAGAAGACCGGAAGAAG
Molecule: messenger RNA, 3084 nt
Organism: Phaeodactylum tricornutum CCAP 1055/1
Lineage: Eukaryota; Bacillariophyta; Bacillariophyceae; Surirellales; Neidiaceae
Product: probable serca-type calcium ATPase
Exons: 4
Biological process (GO): intracellular calcium ion homeostasis; calcium ion transmembrane transport
Cellular component (GO): membrane
Molecular function (GO): ATP binding; P-type calcium transporter activity; ATP hydrolysis activity
Source: RefSeq, a predicted model, not a curated record